AAAAGAUAGUUUUAUUUUAAUCCAAUAUUCUUCAGCUUUUAGCCAUGUCAACCCCGAGUGGAGGCCGAGGAGGAGAACUAAAAACUUGUUUGGAAGGGUGGGAGGAGACAUGAAAAUGUGCCCCCAGGAGAGCACCUCUUGUGACUUUGCAUUCUUGGGAAGAUGAGCGAGCACAGCUGUCGCAGGUAAGCGCUCUAGGCGCGGCGCAAAAGUUCUUCUCUUUCUCCUACUGCUCGGAUCUCCGCAAAAUUUCGAGCCCCCGAAAAGCAAAAAAGGCAGCAGCGAUCUCGAGAGCUUUCAGCACGACACCAGCUCGCCGCUCAAUGGCGAAGCUCCGCUUCAAGCUGUCGUCGUCGCAGCGUCACAGCAAGAGCACCAAGCUGCACGGUAAGAUGGCAGCCAGCCGUGCUUCUUCUCCUCCCUCCCAGCAGCGGCAGCAGCAGCAAGAUCAAGGCCUUCCUCGAAUUCCUUACAUUCGCUGCGGAUUCCUCCAAGGCAAGCCACCAAAGGUACUUCCCACCAGUACCGACGAGCAGCACAAGCUGCCCCAGUCCCCCGUCAACAGGAAAGCCGCGGACAUCACAUUCCCUGCCCGGCCUGGAGCCUCUGUUCCCGUUACUCCUCUUCCAAAGAAGUGGCUCACACUCGGCUGUGAUCCUUGCAAGCAGCACACGAGCCUGAUGCACGAAGAUUACAAGCUUUCGGUUGCUGCUAUCCACCGUCCGGAACUGUAUGACAAUGCUGGUAGCCGGGUGCGGCAAAGAAGGCGAAAGCAUCGAUCGAAGCUCGGCACCUCGUCGUCUUCUGUCACGCCUGUUACUUGUUCACCUGUUGCCGACGAAGCUCGAUUCCCAGCCUCUUCUUCCUCUCCAGCAGCAGUGCACAACCGAGAAGACUGGCAGCCGGAGAUGCGCUGGAAGGUGGUGGCCAGAUCUGAGAACAAAGUAGUUCAGAGACAGGUUGUCCUCCAGAAGAAGCUAUCCGUCUCGUCGUCGCUCAAGCAGCAGCAGCAGCAGCCGCAGCAGCAGGAAUCCAAGUUGAAGAAGAUGAUGAUGAGUGACGCCGGUUUUGCAACACUGGCCGAAAGUCCCAUAGCAAACUUCAAGCCCGGAACAGAAGAAGCCAUGUACAAACUGAUGACCACGUCUCCCGACCAGAGCAUGGAGAACGACACCUCUUACGCCUGGGAAAAGGAUCUGUCGCCGUUUGCAAGCGAGAGUAGCAUCUUCAACUCAUUCGACUCUCCCAACAAUCUCAACAGGUCCACUGGCAACAGGAUUUGUGUCUCUCCGCAGCACAGGAAAACUCUUAUGUCCUCGAGGUGCCUCGGCAGUAACAGCAGCGGCAGUAGCAGUGGUAGCGGCGUCUUCAAACUAGUGUCCCCUGGUAGUGAGCGAAGGCAGUCCCGGUUCCAUUGGUCAGUAUCACCACCACUGGCACCGGGUCAAUUCGAUGACCACCAAGCUUUUCACAACGAUCCGGAAGCUUUAUCUAAGUCGUGGGAAAGGUCCCGGUUUUGUCUAUCCGCUGAUGAAGAGGCAGGUGAACAAGGCGUCCAGGCACAUUACCACACUGAGCUUGAGAGUCCACCAAUCCACCUGAGCAUUGAAGAACAUGACACCAACAGGCUUAAAAGAACGGAGCGAAGUCAAGCAUUUACCAGCAGAGUAAUGGAGAGCUUUGCUGUCGAGAAAGCGUCGGUUAACCCUUACAGGGACUUCAGAGAAUCCAUGGUGGAGAUGAUCCUCAAAAAGGAUCUCUUCCACUACCGGGACCUUGAGGAGCUGCUCCGAACGUACUUGAUGCUCAAUAACGAGAAGUUUCACGAUCUCAUUAUCCGGGUGUUCACCGAUCUUUGGCACCAGCUCUACUCGAACAACAGCUCAUAGUUCUUAACCAGCCGCCUGCCAACUUCUUGGCAUGUACAAACGACGGAUCAAAAAAAUGUCAUUUCUGGUU
Messenger RNA from Selaginella moellendorffii, 1959 nucleotides. RefSeq lists its product as uncharacterized. The record is from RefSeq and is a predicted model, not a curated record. Bases 324 to 1889 code for a protein of 521 amino acids. The transcript has a single exon. Gene Ontology annotation, biological process: negative regulation of DNA-templated transcription. NCBI's taxonomy places the organism in Eukaryota, Viridiplantae, Streptophyta, Lycopodiopsida, Selaginellales, Selaginellaceae.